AUGAUCGAACAGUUUCUCAGUGGACCAAACGGCCUACGGGCAGGCGGACAACACGGCAGUGGCUUUGCAUGGGUUGUCGACACUAAUAUCAUGCGCCAGGCUGUGUUGGAGCUCAGUACGGCUGAAGUCACCGAAUCGCUAAAUGCUGCUGCAUCAACGACCUCACAUGAUGAAUCAGGCAAAUUCUCUCUGCCUAACAGACCUAUUCUCGCCUCUUCUUGUCCAGGGUGGAUAUGCUAUGCGGAGAAAACCCAUCCGCACGUUCUACCUCAUCUAUCACGCUUGAAGUCUCCUCAGGCCUUGACGGGGACUUUCCUCAAGACCAUAAUAAGCAAGAAGCUCAAUAUAUCACCGUCUCAAGUAUGGCAUCUUGCGAUAAUGCCUUGUUUCGACAAGAAGCUUGAGGCAAGCCGACAAGAAUUAACGGAUGUUUCUUGGAGAGGGGAAGCAUUAGACAUGGCCAGUUCCCCUAUCAGAGACGUCGACUGUGUCAUUACCUCCAAGGAAUUGCUUAUGCUUGCUUCAUCUCGAAACAUCUCGCUUCCAUCUUUACCUCGUGAACCACUACCAACACACCUCUCGACCCCGUUUCCCGACCAAACCAUCGCCCAAUUCCUUUCUACCAAUAAUACCCUACAUUUUACACAACCUGCAGCUGCAGGACCAUCAGGAGGAUACCUCCAUCAUCUCCUUACAACUUACCAAUCCAAACAUGCCGAUAGUAUUAUUCAAUCCCAGAGAGGCCGCAACGCAGAUGUAGUUGAAUAUACUCUCGUCUCAGCAGCCGGUGAACCAAUCAUCAAAGCAGCGCGGUACUACGGGUUUAGAAAUAUCCAGAAUCUAGUUCGCAAGAUGAAGCCCGCUAGAGCCUCGAGACUACCUGGCUCAAGAGUCAAUGGUCCUGGAGCCAGGGCACGAUCUGCACCGGUGUCUAAUGGAAAGCCAGGUGCUCCUACACCCCCGACCGAGUUUUCUUAUGUUGAAGUUAUGGCUUGUCCAGGUGGAUGUACGAAUGGUGGAGGUCAGAUCCGACUUGAAGAUGCCAGACAGGCGAAUUCUUCACUGGCUUUGCCUGAAGGCAGUGCUUUGGAGCAGACUUCAAAACCAACGCCUCAUGAUCAACGGGCGUGGCUUGCUCGAGUUGACGAGGCAUAUUAUUCGGAUUCCUCGGAGGACGGUGGCCAAGUCGAUAAACCACAUCGUAUGUCUUCUGCUGGAGAGAUACAUUCCAUACUGAGGUAUUGGUCUGAUAUGCUUGGUGUUCCUCUCGAAGAUCUGGUAUAUACCACCUACCGUAAGGUGGAGAGCGAUGUAGGGAAGCAAAAAGGUCCAGCAGGAAGCAUAGAUACAGCUCGUGUUGCGGAGUUGGCUGGCAAGGCCGGUGGCGGUUGGUAA
Messenger RNA from Trichophyton rubrum CBS 118892, 1395 nucleotides. RefSeq lists its product as uncharacterized. Gene Ontology annotation, cellular component: cytosolic [4Fe-4S] assembly targeting complex. Gene Ontology annotation, biological process: iron-sulfur cluster assembly. The transcript has a single exon. NCBI's taxonomy places the organism in Eukaryota, Fungi, Ascomycota, Eurotiomycetes, Onygenales, Arthrodermataceae. Bases 1 to 1395 code for a protein of 464 amino acids. Gene Ontology annotation, molecular function: 4 iron, 4 sulfur cluster binding. The record is from RefSeq and is a predicted model, not a curated record.